Messenger RNA from Andrographis paniculata, 621 nucleotides. RefSeq lists its product as uncharacterized. The record is from RefSeq and is a predicted model, not a curated record. Lineage: Eukaryota; Viridiplantae; Streptophyta; Magnoliopsida; Lamiales; Acanthaceae. The coding region runs from base 1 to 621 and encodes 206 amino acids. The transcript has 3 exons.
AUGAGGAGGCGAGCGACGAGGAAAUUAGCAGCAGAGGCAGCGUUUCUAGCAUCACGUCGGCCUGAGACGCCAGCUGAAGCGGCGGCGGCGGCGGCGGCGGCGGCAGAAAGUCCGACGCUAUCGCCGGCUGAAUCUCCUGCAUCACAAUUCGCUUUAAAUUUCAGCGGAUUGCGCGAUAUUGCGGAAGCCUUGAAGAGAAGCAACAAAAAUAGCAGUGCAGGUACAUCGGGAAUUAAGCGGAUGCAACCAACUGGAUUGUCUCCAUCUCUGAAGAGUGUAAACACGAUCUCAGAUCUGAAGGAAAUGGUCUCAACUAAUGUGGACUCGCUCAAGCGCCGACUGGAAAGAUCGCAUUCCGAGAUUUUGAAGGAUAUUGAGGCAUCGCACUGUCGCCUUCAGAAACGCUUCAAGAUUCAAACUCAAGCUUGUCAACAAGUAAUGGAUGAAGCCGAGAAAGAGUACAAGAACAUGUCUGAACAAAUUAAUGAAGGACGAAAAGCAAUGAAGGCUUCAUUUGCCGAGUUUAUAGCAGAUGCUCAGCACAAUGCAUCUCGUCGUAAGUCCUACUCCUUCAUAAGAAAAUAUGCUGACCAUAAUUUAACCAUGUUAUGUAAGCAUUGA